AUGAACAACCAAACUGCUAUCUCCCAAUUCCUCCUCCUGGGCCUGCCAAUUCCCCCAGAGCACCAGCACCUAUUCUAUGCCCUGUUCUUGGCCAUGUACCUCACCACUGUCUUAGGGAACCUGCUAAUCAUCAUCCUCAUCCACCUGGACUCCCAUCUGCACACACCCAUGUACCUGUUUCUUAGCAAUUUGUCCUUCUCUGACCUCUGUUUUUCCUCUGUCACAAUGCCCAAAUUGCUGCAGGACAUGCAGAGCCAAGUACCAUCCAUCUCCUAUACAGCCUGCCUGACACAAAUAUACUUCUUUAUGGUUUUUGGAAACAUGGAGAGCUUCCUUCUUGUGGUAAUGGCCUAUGACCGCUAUGUGGCCAUCUGCUUCCCUCUGCAUUACACCAGCAUCAUGAGCCUUAAGCUCUGUGCUUGGCUAAUGCUGCUAUUGUGGAUGCUGACGAUAUCCCAUGCCAUGAUGCACACCCUGCUUGCAGCAAGAUUGUCUUUUUGUGAGAACAAUGUGGUCCUCAACUUUUUCUGUGACUUAUUUGCUCUUCUAAAGCUGGCCUGCUCAGAUACUUAUAUUAAUGAGUUGAUGAUAUUUCUCGUGAGUGGACUCCUUGUUGUUAUUCCAUUCCUACUCAUUGUUAUCUCCUAUGCAAAGAUUGUCUCCUCUGUUCUCAAGGUUCCAUCUACAAAGGGCAUCUACAAGGUCUUCUCCACCUGUGGUUCUCAUCUGUCUGUGGUGUCUCUGUUCUAUGGGACAAUUAUUGGUCUCUACUUAUGUCCAUCAGGGAAUAACUCUACGGUAAAGGAAAAUGUCAUGGCAAUGAUGUACACUGUGGUGACUCCCAUGCUGAAUCCCUUCAUCUACAGCCUGAGGAACAGAGACAUGAAGGGAGCCCUAAUUAGAGUUGCCUGGAAUAAGAAAAUCAGUUUUAAAUGGUAG
Messenger RNA from Mastomys coucha (southern multimammate mouse), 939 nucleotides. Its product is annotated as olfactory receptor 1496-like. Lineage: Eukaryota; Metazoa; Chordata; Mammalia; Rodentia; Muridae. Gene Ontology annotation, biological process: G protein-coupled receptor signaling pathway. The transcript has a single exon. Gene Ontology annotation, molecular function: olfactory receptor activity; G protein-coupled receptor activity. Gene Ontology annotation, cellular component: membrane. Bases 1 to 939 code for a protein of 312 amino acids. The record is from RefSeq and is a predicted model, not a curated record.